Letharia columbiana is the source of this 1710-nucleotide messenger RNA. RefSeq lists its product as uncharacterized. The coding region runs from base 1 to 1710 and encodes 569 amino acids. The transcript has 3 exons. Lineage: Eukaryota; Fungi; Ascomycota; Lecanoromycetes; Lecanorales; Parmeliaceae. The record is from RefSeq and is a predicted model, not a curated record.
AUGUGUGAACGCUGCACCAUUACUGAAUGCGCCUUUGGCUCAAGAGAGCCGUUACCUCCAAAAAUCGCUUCGUUGGAUGUGAAGCCCACAACAUCUCCAGCUACCGAGGAUGACAAGCCAAACCUCAGAGAUGAGCAUGACACUGAUGUCAAAGCUUUAGGCUCGUCCGCCGCUACCACCUCAGCAUCGCAGCCAUCUACUUCUACAUCACCUGAAAUCUACAAUUCGACUGUUGUCACGUCGCAGGAGAAGAGUGUCACCCGACGCAACGCAAUGUCUUCAGCAUUGCCUACAUCUGGUCCUGAUAUCCAUGUACAAUGGUCAGAUGUGGCUGCCAUCGGUUCGAAAGCACUCCAGCCAAGGGCUACUAAGAAGGACCUCGAAAUUACUAUGCCAUACAGCAUCCUCGUCGCAAUCAUGAAAAACGCGGAUAUUCUCGACGAGCUGAUGCUGAGUUGUCCAGACUUCCCUACGCUGUUCUCUUUUGUUGCUUCGUGUAAGACAGCGAAGUGUGCUUUCGAACGACAUUCUCAAGGCAUCGUCAAGGUGAUGCUGAGAAGAUUGCCUCAAGAGCUGCGGUAUCUGACCGUUGCCCUCAUUGGAAUUAAUGACUCGCAGAUCAGCAAUUUGGAGUCGAUUAAGGCGCUCAUGGAGACUUGGCUAGGCAUGGGGCCGAGGCCGUUGACGGAGCGGCUCAAAAAGAAUCCUUUUGAAAUAAUCAAAAAGCUCGCUCGCACUUUCAGCGCCAUCGAUGUCUUCACAGAAGUGAUCCAGAAGAAUUGUGUGGACAACUUCACCGACUACAAAACGGUGGUAGCAUCACGAGGGGGACUCAGUUACUACGACGUGAUGCAGUGGUCCAACACACACCCCUUACUCCAGCAGACGGAAUGGUCUGACGUACCAGACGACACCGAAUGGGAUGUUCCUGGCCUGUCAACUACUGAAGCUGCACCCCAAGAAAUCGCUCUUCCUCUGAAUGACCGAGAAAUGUACCGAAUAAAGCGCGCUCUCCUACGUUAUGAGGUCUUUUGUGCCCUAUUCUACCUAAGACCCGAUAGAUACUUUGACACACGUUUGCACCCGCGCCGUUCCAACCCAAUACCAGAGUCCAGCAGACGACGAGCCUUCCGCGAGGACCAGGUCAUCUUCCUUAAGGAGUACGUUAACCCGUGGGAGGUAGGCGAGCUGGCUGUCAUCACGCAGUUCAUGUAUGAUCUUGUGAGGCAUGCCUACUUCCACAAAUACAUGACUUUGCGCUACGAUCAAGCCUACGAAUCCUGGUAUGGGCGUGGGGGAGACAGGAACCAUGGCCGAGAUCGACAUAGAGAUCACGACGAGGUGGUUGAUGAGUUCGACAACCACAUGGUCUGGUUCACGAGCCAGGGUUUAGGCCUACUUCGACGAAUCUACGACGACCGGCAGGUGGGAUACCAGGCACUGAUAGACAAACACUGCGAGCCCCAUUAUCGUCUUGCUGAGUUCUUUGUGCCCUUCGAAAAGUGCGCGGACCGAUACGGUUCUGUUGCCAGCGAUCUUAAUGCGUCCUGGAAGCCACGCACAGCCUGGUCGGAUACUCCAGGCAUGGAGCUGCCGACUAAAGGCUGGCUUGCCAAGACCCCUGUGUCUGACGACACUGGGGAAAAUGAUGCCUAUUGGGGGGAGAAAUGGAUGAGGAAGGUUGGAUACUGUAUCUGGGAUAGGGACUAA